Molecule: messenger RNA, 2899 nt
Organism: Cygnus atratus (black swan)
Lineage: Eukaryota; Metazoa; Chordata; Aves; Anseriformes; Anatidae
Gene: B3GALT2
Product: beta-1,3-galactosyltransferase 2
Exons: 2
Coding region: 611-1879 (422 amino acids)
Cellular component (GO): membrane
Molecular function (GO): N-acetyl-beta-D-glucosaminide beta-(1,3)-galactosyltransferase activity
Source: RefSeq, a predicted model, not a curated record
AUUUCUACUACUGCCUAGCAACAAUGAAGGAGGGAAGAGAGGCAAAUCCUAUUACUGAAGGCAAGUGAGCCACUACGUGCUAGCACUCACAGCUAACAUUACCAUUAGAAAUAUGGAUACUGAGGAGAAGAGAACACAGCACUGCAUUGUCCGGCAAGGGAAACACCAGAUGUAAAAGCUCCAAGACAUCGGCUGCAAACACCAGACGAGCCCGAUCGGAACAGGAACGAGAACUACCGUCCUUUUGUUCGAACAAUGAACAAAAAGCCCCAAGACAAGGACAACACUUAUGAGCAGGGAAGGUAACGCGGCAACGGGCAGACAGAUGGACAGAUUGGAUACCGUGAAAAGCGAUCGCAGGAAGCAGACUGCUGGGGGAUGUGCGCAUGUUCGAUAGCAUCUUUUUUGCUGAAGUGAUGGCGUGCCAAAACUAUUUUCUGGGGGUAUAAUCCUUGCACCAUAAAUGGCCUGACCAAGGAAGAGUGAGCCACUUGCAGAGAAUCACUCAACAAAAGCAAAAGAAAAUGAAUACCAAAGAAUAGCAGUGGAUCCAGAAAGGAAGGGAAAAGCAUUUUGCUUGGCCAUUGUCUCAUCAUUGGAUUCUUACAACAUGCUUCAGUGGAGAAGACGACACUGCUGCUUUGCAAAGAUGACCUGGAAUACCAAAAGGUCUCUAUUUCGCACCCAUCUCAUUGGCCUGGUCUCUCUCGUAUUCCUUUUUGCUGUGUUUCUGUUUUUUAAUCAUCACGACUGGCUGCCAGGCAGGGCUGCUUUCAGAGAAAAUCCCAUGGCUUACACUAUACGAGGAUUUAGGUCUACUAAGAGUGAGAUGAACCACAGCUCUCUAAGGAACGUGUGGAAAGACGCCGUACCUCAGACUCUCAGGCCUCAAACAGUCAUCAACUCCAACAACACCGAGCUGUCACCCCAAGGAGUUACCGGUUUGGAAAACACACUCAGUGCCAAUGGAAGUAUUUACAACGAGAAAGGUGCUGGGCAUCCAACUUCGUAUCAUUUCAAAUACAUCAUCAACGAGCCUGAAAAAUGCCAGGAGAAGACCCCUUUUCUAAUUUUGCUCAUUGCUGCAGAGCCAGGCCAAGUGGAAGCUAGACAGGCGAUUCGACAAACCUGGGGUAAUGAAAGCCUGACACCUGGCAUCCAAAUUGUUCGCAUCUUUUUGCUGGGGCUAAGCAUCAAGAUAAACGGAUACCUCCAGCGCACCAUACGAGAGGAAAGUAGACAAUACCAUGACAUCAUUCAACAAGAAUAUUUAGACACCUAUUAUAAUUUAACCAUUAAAACUCUGAUGGGAAUGAACUGGGUUGCAUCUUAUUGUCCAAGUGUUCCGUAUGUUAUGAAAACUGACAGUGAUAUGUUUGUCAAUACUGAGUAUUUAAUACACAAGCUUCUGAAACCAGAACUUCCUCCAAGGCACAAAUAUUUUACAGGUUAUUUAAUGAGAGGUUACGCACCUAACAGGAACAAGGAUAGCAAGUGGUACAUGCCACCUGAUUUGUAUCCAAGCGAACGUUAUCCUGUAUUCUGCUCUGGAACCGGUUAUGUUUUUUCUGGAGAUUUAGCAGAAAAAAUCUUUAAAGUCUCCUUAGGCAUCAGACGUUUACAUUUAGAGGAUGUAUACGUGGGGAUCUGCCUUGCCAAGCUGCGAAUUGACCCUAUGCCUCCACCCAACGAGUUUGUCUUCAAUCACUGGCGAGUUUCUUACUCCAGUUGUAAAUAUAGUCACCUAAUUACCUCCCAUCAGUUCCAACCUAGUGAACUGAUCAAAUACUGGAACCACUUACAACAGAAUAAGCACAAUGCCUGUGCCAAUGCAGCGAAAGAAAAAGCAGGCAGGUAUCGCCACCGUAAACUGCACUAGAAGGACAGCACUCCCUCUAUCAAAUAUAUCCCACGUGCAAUUUGUAAAUAUCGCUGAACGCAUGUACAGUGAAAAGUGGAUGAGCUUAACGGGACAGCCUUUAGUUGAUCCCCAUCUCACAUAGUGGAGUCUGAAAAUUAUUUUUUUAAUUUAAAAUAAAAAGUAUAGUUCUUGAUAACACUACUAUUAUGAAACCAUAACCAAAAGGUUUUCCCAGCAAAUUUGAAGAAAAAAGAUAAGAUUUUUUGUGUUAAUGUGCAAUAAUAAGCAUGCACACUUUGGUGGUCCAAUUGCUGACUUCUGUGCCAAUAAAAUAUAAUUGAGCAUAUUUUCCACACAAAUUUUAUUUAAAAAAUGCAUCCAUACCUCCAGUUCUUUUCAGUGUAAUGAUUUGUUAUCUCGAAUUGCUAUAAGUAAAAUGAAAAAUGAGAAACGAAGGAAAUGCACAAAGGGCAGAUCAGUUUUACCUUCGAAUACCACAUUAAAAUUAUUAUACACUUCUUUAACAUACAACAUAUUUAGCAGUGUCACAUUUACAAUUAAGAUACUACCAAAAGAACGCUAAAACAAUGCUGAAGUACUCCGUUAAAGUACAUCCAGUUCUGGCAUGGUUGCUUUUUGGGAGGGAUUAGGAAAAAGAAGGAUAAAUGAAAACAAAGUUCAGACUACCACUUUGUACAUCGCCUUCUGAAAUGUUACUGGUGUUCUUGAUUCAACUCCAGUUUCAACUACAUCCUCCUGAAAGAGGUGACAAAGUUGCUUAAUUCUGUAGAAGUCAUAGGGCAAGCUCCUAAAUUCUGGUGCCAAGUAACAUUCAUUUUGGCAUCUUCGUGCAAAUUCAUUGAAUCUGCUAUUAAUUUCUUUACAUAACUUCAAGACAGCUCAAAGGCUGAUUGGAUAUGCAAAAUGGAACUUCAAGCCUUUCACCACAGUCUCAAAAACUUUCUGUUUUGUAAAAGAGGGAGGAAACCUACUAAAUCUUUGUUGAUUUUGCUCUUCACUGCCUUUAAGAAAAAAAAA